AUGGCAUCCGAGCGGGCCACGGUACCCCCGGAUGUUUUCAUCAGCGACCUCUACAAGCCUUCUGUCGACUACAAGGAUGACAUGGGGUCGGAUAAGCCCCCGAGCGAACCAGGCCCCGACCCCGAGCCUCCCACUGCUCAGGAGCAGGAGGCCAUGGAUAUCGAGCCCGAGCCCCCUGCACCUGACGACUCGCCAGACUGGCGUUACCCCUUGCUGCAGUGCCUCGUCGAUGGCACUCUGCCCUCAGACCAGGCUGAGGCAAGGCGUGUGGCUCGUCGCGCCAAGACCUUUGUCCUCCUCAACGGAGAAAUGUAUAAGCGCAGCCCCUCAGGCGUCCUUAUGCGUUGCAUCCCGCGACAGGAGGGAAUCAAGCUCCUGCAGGACAUACACUCGGGGGCUUGCGGCCACCACGCCGCGCCUCGAACGCUAGUAGGAAAUGCCUUCCGGCAAGGCUUCUACUGGCCCACCACCGUGGCUGACGCCAUGGAGAUCGUGCGUGUCACAGAACCGACCAAAUUAUAA
Molecule: messenger RNA, 522 nt
Organism: Sorghum bicolor (sorghum)
Lineage: Eukaryota; Viridiplantae; Streptophyta; Magnoliopsida; Poales; Poaceae
Exons: 1
Coding region: 1-522 (173 amino acids)
Source: RefSeq, a predicted model, not a curated record